This is a messenger RNA of Dermacentor silvarum, 568 nucleotides long. Its product is annotated as protein YAE1 homolog. The transcript is spliced from 2 exons. Bases 157 to 549 code for a protein of 130 amino acids. Lineage: Eukaryota; Metazoa; Arthropoda; Arachnida; Ixodida; Ixodidae. The record is from RefSeq and is a predicted model, not a curated record.
UAAAGUAGCCGUUUUCGGAAUGAGCAACAGGGAGCGGAGACAGCGGAGAACCGGAGUCCGCGGGUGAACCAUCGUUAGUGGACACGGUCCGUGUACAUACUUAGCGAGCGCGGUGUUGUAAGCGGCAAUGGCUGGACGACGACGACGGUGACCACGAUGGACGAAGACGACUGGGAAGCUCGCCUCGCGGACGUCGAGUGGCAGCGGUUGCAGGCAGCGCGGGAUCAGGACGGGCUUCGCGACGGCCUGGCCGAGGGAAAAGAGCGCGCACUGCAGGCGGGUUUCGACCAGGGCUUCCGCGAGGGUUUCCAGCUGCUUCGCCAAGUCGCCGUCUGGAGAGGCCUGGUCCGGGGUGCGUGCAGUUUCGCCGAAGGUGGCGAUCGGUCAGAGCUGUCUGAACUGUCCGGCCGACUGGUACAGCUCGAGCGAGACCUGCUGGCAGGCCGCGCGGGCGCAGCGCAAGUGCGCGAGACCCGCGUCCAAGUGCAGUGUGCGCUGCAGGCGCACGGACUUAGCCUGCCAGACGAAGACCGGACGCAGGAGCAAUAAAAAAGAGCGACCACAGAAA